Molecule: messenger RNA, 867 nt
Organism: Closterium sp. Naga37s-1
Lineage: Eukaryota; Viridiplantae; Streptophyta; Zygnematophyceae; Desmidiales; Closteriaceae
Source: the annotation of a GenBank genome assembly
AUGCUUUCUUUCUUUGGUCCUUGUGCUGCCUUCACCGCUUUUGUAUCUGCCGCUCGUGCUGUUGCUGCUGCUGUCACUGUUGGUGGGGGUGCUGCUGCUUCUGUUACUGCUGGUGGUGCUGCUGCUACUGGUGGUGCUGCUGCUACUGGUGGUGCUGCUGCCUCUGUUACUGCUUCUGGUGGUAGUGCUGCUGCUGUUAAUGCUGGUGGUGGUGGUGGUGCUUCUGCUGUUACUGCUGCUGCUGGUUCUUGUGCUGCUGUAUGUGCUAUUGGUCGUGCUGUUCCUGCUGUUACUGCUGCUGCUGACGCCGCCUCUGACUCUGCUGCUGUUGUUGCUGCUGCUGGUGCUGCUGCUGCUGCUGCUGCUGCUGCUGCUGCUGCUGCUGCUGCUGCUGCUGCUGCUGCUGCUGCUGCUGCUGCUGCUGCUGCUGCUGCUGCUGCUGCUGCUGCUGCUGCUGCUGCUGCUGCUGCUGCUGCUGCUGCUGCUGCUGCUGCUGCUGCUGCUGCUGCUGCUGUUGGCGUUGCCACUCCUCCUGUCCCCGGUCCUCCCCCGUGCGCCACCCUCUCUUGCAGCACUGCCUGCAUCUGCAGCAGCAGCUGCUUCAGCUUCUUGCGCCUGCGAGGGCUAACCUCCCCGCCGCGCUGCUUGCGCUUCAACCGGCCAUCGGACCCGAACCUUCCUUACUCCCUCGGUCCAUCGGAGCCUGGUAUGGCGAAGAUUGGUUCGGCAGAUUCUGGUUCGGCAGAACCUGCCUCGGCAAAGCCGACGCUACCUGCAGGUUCGGCAGCAGAGGGAUCAGAUCUAGGAGAGCGGCGUGCUGCUGGUUUGGGGGAAGAAGGCUCGCAGCAGCCACUGCAAGGUUCUUGA